Molecule: messenger RNA, 2095 nt
Organism: Exophiala oligosperma
Lineage: Eukaryota; Fungi; Ascomycota; Eurotiomycetes; Chaetothyriales; Herpotrichiellaceae
Exons: 1
Coding region: 72-1466 (464 amino acids)
Molecular function (GO): coenzyme A diphosphatase activity
Source: RefSeq, a predicted model, not a curated record
GGCUUACGGAAACACCCAACAAACAUAACGAUAUAGUCCCACUAUACUGAGCUGCUCCGCGAAGUUCAGACAUGUCAGAAGAUUCCAAAGCCAUCACCAAGGCUCUCGAGAGCGUCUUGGUCCAGCUGCGCCAAAAUCCGUACCCUCAUGUGCCCAAUCCCGAAGGAUCACGGAAACGAGCCAGCGUCGCAGCCAUAAUCCGCGUGCGCCCGGCGUUCACCCCAGUCCCUCCGUCCCACGGCUCGGUCAUUGCGGUCGACCAACCCCAAGCCUCCCCUCCGUCGUCCAUAGAAGAAUUCUUCUCACAGGACUGGGUGCAAGAUGGCGACCCGGAACUCUUGUUCAUCAAGCGCGCCGGUCGCGCCGGCGACAAGUGGUCGGGACACACGGCGCUCCCUGGGGGCAAGAGAGACCCCGAGGACGCGGACGACCUCGCGGCGGCGAUACGAGAGACAAGGGAAGAGAUCGGGCUGGACCUGGAAACGGCGCACUGCCUCCACGCGGGCAACCUCCCGGAGCGGUUGGUCUCGUCGUCCUGGAGCAAAGAGGUCCUGAUGGUCCUGUGCCCCUACGUGUUCCUGUUGACGGGCAAGACGGUGCCCGCGGUCCAGCCCCAGCCGACCGAGGUCGCGUCGGUCCACUGGGUCUCCCUGCGCGCCUUGCUGUCGCCGACCCUGCGGACCAGAGAAUCGGUCGACAUCUCCAGCCGGAUGGCCAGGCACGUCGGCCCCGUCGUGCACAAGUUGAUCCGUUGGACCAUGGGCAAGAUGAUGUUCAGCGCCGUCAGGCUCCUCCCGACGGAGUCCGUCUACGCCAGCUCCAUACCGGGUUUCAUCCCGACGGAGGGUGGUGACCACCUGUCCACCGUGUCCGGUUGGGCACAGGCGCCCUUCGGCGUCCCGUCGUCCUCGCAGUCCCUGGGUUACCAACAACCGAUCCUCCUGUGGGGGUUGACCUUGGGCGUCCUCGCCGACUUUCUCGACAUGCUCCCGCCCUACAACGCCGUCAAACUGUGGAAGUACCCUACCUUCACGGUCCCCGACCUGCGUCUCAUCGUCUGGGCCCUCACGCGUUCGUUCAGGAAGAACUCGGCAGAGACCUUUUCAUCCGGGUCGUGGCCCGGCCACAGAAGGCGACCGAGCCAGACGGCCAUCGACGCCAACACGCAGGCACUGGCGGUGCCUACUUCCGAACCUGAACCUGUUGGUGGUGGUGGUGUCGUCACCGCAGAAGUACCGCUGGGUCUCAGAAAACCCCGGCCUUCGUUCGACAAGAACCGCGUCGGCAUCGGAGGCUUAGGCGUGGGCAAGGAUCCGCAACACGCCGUGGGUAAGCUGUUGCACGGUUAUUACGAGCGUGUGAAUGUUGCCAUUGCCAUUUUCCUGACCUAUCGUGCCUUGACCACGGUCGGAAUCGUGUAUUGGGCCUACAAGUUUUGGAAGAGGCGGACAGGUGCAAAUCUUUGAUUUCUAUGUGCGUGCGUUAGGGAUACGCUGUUCUGAAUAUUGGGGGUUUAGACUGAAAUGUGUUUGGGAAAAAAUUGCCAGUUUGUGGAAGAGAUGGACCAGCAUCAAACCGUUGAUCAGAUUGUAUGGGUACAAUAAACAAGACAUGUUUGGGGGUCUCAAUCGAAAACAAGUACACACUUUGCCGAAGAGAUGGAGCAGAGAACCAGUACAAGAACCAUUUAUCAGACGGUAUAAUAUACAUGAUCGUCACCAAGAGGAAGUUAUCGACUUGCUAGGAAAGAAUUAUUGGUUCAGAGGGCAAAGCGUUCACGUAUCACGAAGAGUGUCAUCUCCUUUGUCUCUCUUCAUCUCUCAUCUUUCUCGCCCGUGGCGAGCACUACCUCGUCAUAAGGUUGUCACUAAACAAUCUUACGAAUCAGUCUCCAUACCUCGUUAGACCCCUUAAUGAUCACAAUACCGCCCUUAUCAGGGUAUCAACAAGAUUCUCAUUUCGACAAAAAGACAGACAUGGCAUUCCUGGGUACCUGACCUAUGCUCCGAAGACUGGAGCGAAACAUUCGUUGCGAGAUAAAUAGAUUCCAUACUCUGUGUGAGACCUCAAAUAUAAAUCACUCGCAUCUCUCCAC